AUGUCUGACAACCAUCGCCAAGAUCGUGUCCUCAAGAGCGACCAACUCGAGCGAGCGCACGACACCAAAGAUCGUGACGCUAGGUGGCGAUCAUACCACAACGUUGUCGGCUCUUCGAUCGACUCAUCAUCACUGGGGGCCCGUGAGCGCGGAGGUAUCUCCCAUUAUGCUGGUGUCAACCACGGAACAUUCUUGCACAUCGCUCAUGAGGAAGGCUUGAUCCGAAAUACUAGUAUACACGUGGGCAUCCGAGCUCCUGUGGUACGACCGAAAGGUGAUGUGCGCAACGAUCUUCGAUGUGGUUUUGAGAUGGUCAAGGCUCGGGCAAUCGAUCGAUUGGGCGUAGCUGGAAUCAUCGACAAGCUCAAAUCUCGCGUCGCUGGAACGAAGGUCUACAUCAGUGUCGAUAUAGACGUGCUCGAUCCGGCAUUCGCACCUGGUAAGUUGUCAAACAAAACAUGCCAGAAGUAA
Messenger RNA from Alternaria arbusti, 471 nucleotides. RefSeq lists its product as uncharacterized. Gene Ontology annotation, molecular function: agmatinase activity; metal ion binding. The record is from RefSeq and is a predicted model, not a curated record. NCBI's taxonomy places the organism in Eukaryota, Fungi, Ascomycota, Dothideomycetes, Pleosporales, Pleosporaceae. The transcript has 3 exons. Bases 1 to 471 code for a protein of 156 amino acids.